This is a messenger RNA of Symphalangus syndactylus (siamang), 4078 nucleotides long. It is a transcript of the gene PLEKHB2, whose product is annotated as pleckstrin homology domain containing B2. Gene Ontology annotation, biological process: regulation of cell differentiation. Lineage: Eukaryota; Metazoa; Chordata; Mammalia; Primates; Hylobatidae. Gene Ontology annotation, cellular component: membrane. The record is from RefSeq and is a predicted model, not a curated record.
AUUUCUCUAAGGCGCCUUGGCCCUAUUUUUAGAGAGCGGUAUUUAGAAACCAAAAUUAGGGUGCUAACAAUUCUUUUUUUUUUUUUUUAAUUUUUAUAUUUUUAAGACAAGAUCUCACUUUGUAACACUUCCUUUUAGUGGAAGCGCCGACCUCCUAGGAGACCGACGCCCCCGGCCUCCUUCCGUCCGGUUUCUCAGGAAACCACCCAGACACCCCGCCCCACCUGCCGGGGCCCGCCGCGCAUGCGGGCCGCGGCGUGACGUCAGAACGGCGGCCAGGACGCCCGGCGUGCGGCAGUCGAAGGCGAGAAGGCAAGAAAUCGCCGCGGCGUCUUGGCGUUCUCUACUCUGGUUCGCAGGUGAAGAGAUGGCGUUUGUGAAGAGUGGCUGGUUGCUGCGACAGAGCACUAUUUUGAAGCGCUGGAAGAAGAACUGGUUUGAUCUGUGGUCAGAUGGUCACCUGAUCUAUUAUGAUGACCAGACUCGGCAGAAUAUCGAGGAUAAGGUCCACAUGCCAGUGGACUGCAUCAACAUCCGCACGGGGCAGGAAUGUCGGGAUAUUCAGCCCCCGGAUGGAAAGUCAAAAGACUGCAUGCUCCAGAUUGUUUGUCGAGAUGGGAAAACAAUUAGUCUUUGUGCAGAAAGCACAGAUGAUUGCUUGGCCUGGAAAUUUACACUCCAAGAUUCUAGGACAAACACGGCGUAUGUGGGCUCUGCAGUCAUGACUGAUGAGACAUCCGUGGUUUCCUCGCCUCCACCAUACACGGCCUAUGCUGCACCGGCCCCUGAGCAGGCUUACAGCUAUGGGCCAUACGGUGGUGCGUACCCACCAGGAACUCAAGUUGUCUACGCUGCGAAUGGGCAGGCGUAUGCCGUGCCCUACCAGUACCCAUAUGCAGGACUUUACGGACAGCAGCCUGUUAACCAAGUCAUCAUUCGAGAGCGGUAUCGAGACAACGACAGUGACCUGGCGCUGGGCAUGCUGGCAGGAGCAGCCACGGGCAUGGCCUUAGGGUCUCUAUUUUGGGUCUUCUAGGGGCCUCAAGGUCUUGAUGUGCAUAGCUUCUGAUAACCCUGUGUGCAAUAAUAUGAUUUGCAGGGCAUUUCUGUUUGUGACAUGUUUUUAAUAAUAGUUUUAAUCAUUCCUUUGAAAGUAGUGAUGUCAUAAUUGUACUAAUCCACGUAAAUACCACAGAGAAGGGUUUGAACUGUGCUAUUUUGUUCAAACGUUGGCUCUCCGGGGGCACUGGCUCAUUCCAAGACUGUCCUUGUGCAACUCUCAGAAUACCUUAUUUGAACAUACCUGUUUUGAAAGGCGUUUUCUUUUUAGAGUUAGGUGUAGUGCUUAAGGGUUAAUUUAUUUUCAUGUUAUGCCAGUAAUAUAGUGUUGUAUGCUUAAUGAGUGAUUGUGGCAAGAAAAGCUACAGCUUCUUUCUGUUUAACUUUUUCAAACCACAGACCAGAACUGGUUGCAUGUUACUUUAGGAGUUGUGGGUUGGUAAGCUCCCAGGUACUUCCCGAGGCUAUGGUGUGAGAGCCCCCAUCCUGCCCUCUGGGGCUCCACAGGCCCCCAGCAAGGCCGAUGGCUCAGGAUGAUGGGCACAGCCCGCCUUUGAAAAAUGAUGCUUCAGAAAUCUGCCUGACCCUAGCUUCUUAUUCUCACCUUAUUCUUGUAUGGCUUUGGUAGCCAUACUUGGAGAACAUAUCCCGCAUUAGGAAUUGAUUUGAGCCUGAGAGUUUGAGGGCUUUAUCCUUUAAAACUUGGAGAAGCCAGCUGGGCGCGGUGGCUCAUGCCUGUAAUCCCAGCACUUUGGGAGACCAAGGCAGGCGGAUCACAAGGUCAGGAGAUCGAGACCAUCCUGGCUAACACGGUGAAACCCCGUGUCUACUAAAAAUACAAAAAAUUAGCUGAGCGUGGUGGCGGGCGCCUGUGGUCCCAGCUACUCGGGAGGCUGAGGCAGGAGAAUGGUGUGAACCCAGGAGGCGGAGCUUGCAGUGAGCCAAGAUAGCGCCACUGCACUCCAGCCUGGGCGACAGAGUGAGACUGUCUCAAAAAAUAAAUAAAUCCUGGAGAAGCCAGAACAAUAACAAAAAAGUGUGGGGAGGCAGAUUUGCUUUAUUCCAAGAGGCUGUUUGUGUGUCUGCCCAAGCCUCCUUAUAGCCUAUUUUUCUACUUGCUGAGGGAGUAAUAUUAAAGGAACAGGGAGGGAGUGGAAGGAGAGCCUUAAAGCGUUCCCAUUUCAGGCCUUCGGGGGGUUGCACUGUGCGGGAGAUGCUCUCUCAUCACUCUGAAGGCCCAUCCUGUGCAGAAGUGGGGCUCUGUGGCAGUUCACUGAGCACCAGGGCAGACCGUAGCUGAACAGACUUGGGUUAUGGAUGGGAUAUGGGGCCCAGGGACCCUCAGGACACAGGGACUGGCUCAAGGUACCACUCAGCCUGGCCAGGACCCCCAGCUUUGCUUUUGUUCUUGAUCUCUUUGUGAUAGAGAAGCUUAGAACAUUGCAUUUGGAACCUCAAAAUGUGUGAGUCUUUGGAAAACCCAUUCCAGCCUUUCUUCAAAUGCUUAUUUUCAAUAUAUGAAGUGUGUAUUUGAAAUAUUCAUAUUUCUUUUAUUUCUUGUUUUCAAGCUCUGAAUUAUUGCAGUUUUCUGUCCUGCAUGCUUUCAACAGUGUGGUUUUACAGAGGCAGUUUAGCACAGUGAAUGUCCCUGCCCCACACUCCAUAUGGUCCUGUUUUCCCGAAAAUACACUCCAGGUAGCACAGACUUGUUAUUUUGCCUGGCUGGUUACACACAUGCUGUCUUGCUUUGCUGCUCAGCCACCUCCCUCUGAGGCGAACUUAGGCCAACCUACAUAGGACUCCAUUUGAAGCCAGACACCAGAGAAACCUAGUGGUGGCCACGGGUCUGCUUUUCUCUCUGAUCCUAGGGUACUUGUUGACAUGGGAGUGUCUGUUCCCACAUGGAAGGAGGUCUAUCUCUCAUCUCUUAAUAGAUGUAUGACAACUCUAGUGUCCAUGGUUUAAAAUGUUGCUUUGAGGAUUUUCCAUCCUGUAUAAGAAAAAUGGCUUUCUUCAGAUUAUAAUCGUUAUUAAAGCUGUAUGUACACUUUACUUAAAAACUAUUAACAGUUUUUCAUGUUGCACUGGUGGUAAUUUUGAACUUGGAAUUACUGGGUGGGAAGUCCAGGAACCAUAGAGUAUUGAUUUUUGCUGCCGAAAUGCUCUUGAGGCAGAUGUCCCUGUGCUCCCCUGGCUGCUUCUGGCUGAAGGGGGGAGGUGUAGACUGAAGCUUGGGCACUCGUGUGUCCCCUCCCCUGUCCCCAUUCCAGUGGGGCCAGUCUCAUUAGGCAGCCCUAGAUGAGCCUGGAACUGGACUGUCCUUAGUGACUUGGUCCUGGUAUGCAAUGCAUACUGGGGAUAAGGUUGCCCAGGUACUUUAUUUCCUUGGCCACAACUCCCAUAGAUGCCAAUGUUUUGAUAGCCUCAGUUUCUCAACGAUGGCUUUUGUUUACAGUGCUACACUUAAUAUAAGUCAAGAUGUGCUUGAGUUAGAAGAAGCUUCUUAUUCAGGUUUGAGUAAGCAUUUUACUUCCAUGUGUACUUUUAAAUAAUCCAUACCUUGAAGAAGUUGGCCAAUGAUAUUAUACACAUGCUGAUCUGAUUGUUCUUUUCAUUCCUUGAGUCAACUUCAGGGUCUUGGAUAUUAAAGAGAAGAAGGAGAAAUGUGGUUAAUGUUUUGGAUCAUCAUUUGUGAACAAGGCCAGACUGCCCAUUUUAGGCUAUCCAGGACUCAAGGUAGCCAUCUGGAUCAUAAGAAGGUCCUGCAGUUGAGGCAAGAUGACCCAAGUGUCUUUUCCACAAGUUUUGAUCCUUUGUAAUAUUUCUUUUUCCUUCCGUAGUGUAUGUAGAUACAAGGCAUGGAAUGCAGUUCCACUUUCUCCCCAGACUUGAUCUUUUUGUGAUUGCUUUCCCGUCUCUAGUAUUCUGUUGUGUCUAGAGAACUGGUUUUUUCCUACAUAUGCAAAUUGUACAUUUGUAAGUGAAAAUGUCAAUACAUUAAAGCAUUAACCUUAAAGCA